AUGUAUACUCCUCAUGUUAACAGAGACCCACUCUCCCGACCAGUGACAGCUGUACGCUUGCCUCCCCCCCCCAAGAACCAGAAGGCUCAAACUCCUACAGAAAUGCCACUUAGCCAAGCCAGCUCCUUCAAUCACAAGCAAGUGGAUAUUAAGUUCGACCGCAUCGGCGGGUCAAAGCAACCCUAUCCAUCCUUGCCACCUCCUCUAGCCGGUCGUCAAUGCUGUCGACAUACACAAACAACUCUGCGCUACAGACACACCUUUUUCUGCACAUGCUAUUUAACAUUCGGUCUAAUCUAG
This is a messenger RNA of Protopolystoma xenopodis, 300 nucleotides long. Lineage: Eukaryota; Metazoa; Platyhelminthes; Monogenea; Polystomatidea; Polystomatidae. The record is from the annotation of a GenBank genome assembly.